Messenger RNA from Spodoptera littoralis (African cotton leafworm), 1123 nucleotides. NCBI's taxonomy places the organism in Eukaryota, Metazoa, Arthropoda, Insecta, Lepidoptera, Noctuidae. The record is from the annotation of a GenBank genome assembly.
AUGUCUCCGAAAAUUCAAUUCACUGUCAAUGGAAAAAAAUGUACCGUGGACGAGAAUCUCCGGCGAGAGACGACCUUAAAUGCAUACCUGCGGUAUGUUUUGGCACUGCCAGGCACGAAGGCGAUGUGCCACGAGGGCGGCUGCGGCUCCUGCAUCGUCAUGGUGCGCGCCAGGAGGUACCCCAGCGGCAUCGUCGAGACCUUCUCGGUUAACUCCUGUUUGGUUCUGGUGUUUUCCUGCAACGGCUGGGAGAUCACAACUGUCGAAGGUAUUGGUAAUGCCUUGAACGGGUACAGCGAGGUCCAGAGGCGGUUGGUGGAGUUCAAUGGCACCCAAUGCGGAUACUGUACUCCAGGAUGGGUGAUGCAGAUGUCCAGUCUCCUUGACAAAAAUCUGACCAUGGAUGAACUAGAAAAGUCCUUCGGCAGCAAUACCUGCAGAUGUACCGGGUUCAGACCAAUCAUGGACACCAUGGUCUCAUUCGGUGUAGACGCUUCUCCAGAACUAUGUCAGAAAGUGAGGGACAUUGAAGAGGCGAAUCCAUGCUCUAAAAACCCUAGGACCUGCCAGAGGAAAUGUUCAGAGACCAGUGACUGCAGUGACUGGAGUAUUGUGACUGAAGAGAAGAACGUGACAAGAGAUACCAUCUCUUUGAACUUUGGAAAAUCGAAGUUCUUUAAAGUGUACCAACAGGAUGACAUUUUUGAUGUCCUCAACAAAUAUGGUGUGGAUUCGUAUAUGCUCGCCGACGGGAAUACUGGAAAAGGUAUUGUUGAAACGUUUGAGUAUCCAAGAAUUAUAAUUGACAUUAGCGACGUGGCUUCUCUGAAGAAAUAUGACUACGGUCAAAAUCUGAUUCUUGGAGCCAACGUUUCUAUUGAAGAUUGUAUUAAGAUAUUCAAGGAAGCUUCAAGUAAGAAAAGUGAGUUCGCGUAUCUCUCAGAGGUCGUGAAACAUCUGGAAUUGGUUGCUCAUAUACCAGUGAGAAAGAUUGGCUCCAUUGCUGGUAACUUGAUGUACAGGCGCGCAGUCCCGACGUAUCAAUCUGAUCUAUUCGUCAUCUUCUCUUGCCUCGACGCCAGGAUUACUGUUCGAAAUUGUCGCGGAAAAACAAAGACGUUAA